Messenger RNA from Macrosiphum euphorbiae (potato aphid), 1422 nucleotides. NCBI's taxonomy places the organism in Eukaryota, Metazoa, Arthropoda, Insecta, Hemiptera, Aphididae. The record is from the annotation of a GenBank genome assembly.
AUGGAUUCUGAGGUCAAAAGCAACCGAAAUUCUGAUGUCAAGUGCCAUAAAGGAUUUCAGUAUGUCUUUGACAAGUUGAUAAACAAUGGUACAACUAAAUCUUACAGAUGUCGUAGAAGAGACAUAAAUUGCAAAGGCCGUAUCCAUAUCACACCUGGUGAAAUACGUGUCGUGAAUGGCCACGGUGGACAUGAUGAAUCACCUACGAAUGUAGAAGUAGCAGCUACAUUAACAAAAAUUAAAAAACGGGCAUUUGAAACAAUGGAAACCCCAGCUGUGGCAAUUAACCAGUGUAUAGAGAGUAUGACCAUUGCUGGAAAAGGAGCACUAACAGCAAUCGAUAGUUUAAAAAAAACUGUCAGAAGGGUCAGAUGUCGAAACGGUCCACAAAUGCCUGUUGCUCCUCUGUCCUUGGUUGAUUUGGUUAUCCCAGACACCUUUAAGGAGUAUGAAGUGGAACCUGGACAAUUUGAAAACUUUUUACUGUGCGACACUGGGCCUGGACUCAACAGGAUCUUAGUAUUUGGUCGCCAGAGAGGUUUGGAAGUACUUACAACAUCUGAUGAGUGGUUUGUUGAUGGGACAUUCAGUAUUAGUCCAAACCUUUUCUCCCAAGUAUUUGUGAUACUAGGAUGUCGGAAUGGCGGAGUUCAUCCCUGUCUUUAUGCACUGCUGCCCAAUAAAGAACAGGCAACCUACUGUACACUUUUAGUGGAACUAAAACGUUUAGUGCCUGCCAUUAAUGCCACAAGUAUAUCUGUGGAUUUUGAAGUUGCGAUCCACAAUGCUUUUCGGACAGAGUUCCCGGCAAUUGAAAUACGUGGUUGUUUUUUCCAUUUGCUAAAAAACUUGAAAAAACAAAUUGGAGCUGCAGGGUUGAUGGCAGAUUAUAGAAAUAAUCCAGAUUUCAAUCUAUGUGCACGGAUGAUUACAGCUUUAGCGUUUGUUCCUCCCGAAGAUGUAGCUACUCGGUUUGAGCAACUAAGUGAAGAGCUGGAAACGUUAUACCCGGCAUUACAGCCAAUUUUGGAUUGGCUGGAAACAUUUUAUAUUGGUAUUUUAAGACGAGAGGGUGUGAGGAGGUCGCCAGUUUUCCCCAUACCAACAUGGAACCUAUAUAAUAGAGUUCUGGCACAACAAAUGAAAACCAAUAACAUUUCGGAAGCUGCUCAUAGGCGUCUACAGGCACAGCUCGGUAUGACAAAUCCCACAUUAUGGAGGUUCAUAAAUGAGCUGAAAAAAGUGCAGGCAGAGCGUGACAUAUAUUAUGAAUUUUUAGUGGCAGGCAACGAACCACCGCGGACUAAGCGAAAAUACGUUGAUGCUAGUAACCGUAUUUUAACAUUAGUCCGAGAUUAUAGAAACCGAAACAUUAUAGAGUACCUCAGAGGAUUGGCACACAACUUUGUGAUGGACGAAUAA